CUUUCCAUCGUCUAAACUCUAACGCGAAGCAGUCAUCUGAAACCAAAGUUUUGGAGAGAGAGAGAGUAGAGAUGAGGUUGUUCGAUCCAUGGCCAGUGUUCUUCAAGAGGGAGUGGAAACGUUGUUGGCCGUUUCUCACCGGAUUCGCCGUAACCGGCGUCCUCAUCACCAAGCUC
Molecule: messenger RNA, 176 nt
Organism: Brassica oleracea var. oleracea
Lineage: Eukaryota; Viridiplantae; Streptophyta; Magnoliopsida; Brassicales; Brassicaceae
Product: ATP synthase 6 kDa subunit, mitochondrial-like
Exons: 1
Source: RefSeq, a predicted model, not a curated record